AUGUACGAGCCAGCUGAGUCUUUGGGGUGUAUUGAUACACCAGCUCCUGCUGGUCCUGGUGCUCUCUGUUCUUCUAUCAAGGUGGUAUCUGAGAUGGGUCAUGAGAAUCCGGUAUCAGUGGCCUGUCUGUUGGAUACGGGUGCCAGCUGUAACUUCGCUCAGCUUUCGGUGGCCAAUCGUCUGGGACGAGUGGUGACAUUACCAUCACCGAAGCCUUUUCGCGUGGCCAACAAACAAACCUUCUUCGCCACUCAAGCUGUCCAACUCACGGUGCUGACCAUUAGCUCUCGUAUCAAGCUGGACUUCCUAGUGGUAUCAGAGCUGACCACUCCCCUGGUCAUCGAACUGGUAUCGGCCCGUUACAGUGGCACCAAGUUCAAGAAAGCCUAG
This is a messenger RNA of Perkinsus marinus ATCC 50983, 390 nucleotides long. RefSeq lists its product as hypothetical. NCBI's taxonomy places the organism in Eukaryota, Perkinsozoa, Perkinsida, Perkinsidae. Bases 1 to 390 code for a protein of 129 amino acids. The record is from RefSeq and is a predicted model, not a curated record. The transcript is spliced from 2 exons.